AUGAUGCGGUGCACCAGCGCGGCAAACUCCAACGAGUCGCCCAGACGCGGUGGGUCAGUGCUCACAAGAACGCCACGGUCCUCCGUCGCCUGCGCCGCGAUGGCGGCAGACGCCAAGCGCCCCUACGAGGUUGAUCGUCACCACAUUCUCGGAGUCCCGCAGCGGGCACACCUCACACUUGCCAAGCACCUUCGCCCUGCUGACAAUGCCGGCGCAGUUGACGACGCCAAGAACGAAAAAAAAAAAACGGACCCGAAUGCGCCCGUCGAGAUGCGGAUGGCGUUUGCCACAUCUUCCUCGCUGGCUACACCUGCCCGCACGUAUUUGCCGUCAAUGGCGUUUGCCACCGCCGCGCCCCUCUCGUUGAGGUUGAGGAUCGCCACCUUUGCGCUGUCGCCUCGCCAAGACCAGAGCCACCGCCCGUGA
This is a messenger RNA of Trypanosoma grayi, 426 nucleotides long. RefSeq lists its product as hypothetical. The record is from RefSeq and is a predicted model, not a curated record. NCBI's taxonomy places the organism in Eukaryota, Euglenozoa, Kinetoplastea, Trypanosomatida, Trypanosomatidae. Bases 1 to 426 code for a protein of 141 amino acids. The transcript has a single exon.